AUGACCAACAUAUUCGGCUCCCUUACAGCCGAUAAUGCAUUCGGUGGUGAUAAUUCAUCAGGAGGCAACAACAAUUCUCUUAACUUCAAGCUUAAUGAACGAGGAGCAUCAUACGAGGGUAACAUCAUCACUCGAAUACUCGGGUGCCUUGCAGCUCUCGCUGUUCUAGUGGUAUCUAUUCUAGGGCAUUUCUCAUUCGCCGAGGAAGGGAAGAGUCCUUACAUCUGA
Perkinsus marinus ATCC 50983 is the source of this 228-nucleotide messenger RNA. RefSeq lists its product as hypothetical. The coding region runs from base 1 to 228 and encodes 75 amino acids. The record is from RefSeq and is a predicted model, not a curated record. NCBI's taxonomy places the organism in Eukaryota, Perkinsozoa, Perkinsida, Perkinsidae. The transcript is spliced from 3 exons.